Canis lupus familiaris (dog) is the source of this 1689-nucleotide messenger RNA. It is a transcript of the gene SELPLG, whose product is annotated as selectin P ligand. Lineage: Eukaryota; Metazoa; Chordata; Mammalia; Carnivora; Canidae. The record is from RefSeq and is marked provisional. Gene Ontology annotation, cellular component: plasma membrane. Gene Ontology annotation, biological process: leukocyte tethering or rolling; hemopoiesis.
GUGCCAUGCCUCUGCAAGUCCUCCUGCUUCUGGUUUUGCUGGGCUCUGGCGACAGCCUCCAGCCGUGGGAGAUACAGCGGAGUGGGACGGAGGAGGCCCCAGAGCUCCUGCUUGCCCGGGGCAGGAGGCAAGUGGAUGAGGAGCUAGAACUGGACGUAUAUGACUACUCCAUAGUAGGCACAGACGCCCCAGAGCUUCUCACCCCUGAGUCUAUGCCCCUGACCCCUAAACUUCUGGCUGAGAUGGCGAUGUUGGGGCAGAGGAAUUCUACGGGGCAUGGAACUCCAGAGCCAGCCACUCUGGAGGCGGCCACAGGGGACUCUGCUGGCCUGGACGCAGGAGGGGUGACCAUGGGGAACCUGAGCAUGGAAGUGGCCACACAGGACUUUCUGACCGAAGAACCGGCCACUACACUGCUUCCCACCACGGAGGCUCCACUCACAGAGGGGGCUCCAACCACAGAGCUGGCCACCACUGAGGUCCUGUCCACAGAGCCAGCAGCCACAGAGGCCCUGACCACGCAACCGGUGGCCACGGAGGCCCAGUCCAUGGAGCCUAUUGUCAUGGGGACCCUGUCCCCGGGGCCAGAAGUCACGGAGGCCCUGACCACGCAACUGGCGGCCACGGAGGCCCAGUCCAUGGAGCCUAUUGUCAUGGGGACCCUGUCCCCGGGGCCAGAAGUCACGGAGGCCCUGACCACGCAACCGGCGGCCACAGAGGCCCAGUCCAUGGAGCCUAUUGUCAUGGGGACCCUGUCCACAGGGCCAGGAGCCACAGACGCCCUGUCCACAGAGCCCGCUGCCACAAAGGCCCCGUCCACAGAUCCAGCCACCGUGAAGGGCCCGUCCACGGCACCUGCCUCCACAGGGCACCUAACCACAGUCCUUGUGCCCUCCGAUCCUCAAAACAGCACUAACGUGACAGGAGGCGAUUUGUCUGAUGCCUUCAUCAAACGAUGGAAAAAUAGUCAGGGCCUGCCCCCGCCGAGCUCCGCGGUGCCCCCCGCCGCGGAGGGCCCGGACCGCAUCCCCGUGAAGCAGUGCCUGCUGGCCAUCCUCGUCCUGGCCCUGGUCGCCACUACCUUCCUCGUGUGCACCGUAGUGCUGGCCGUGCGCCUCUCCCGCAAGACCCACGUGUACCCCGUGCGCAGUUACUCCCCCACCGAGAUGGUCUGCAUCUCAUCCCUGCUGCCCGAGGGGGGCGAAGCGCCCACGCCCACCGUGGCGGCCAACGGGGGCCUGCCCGACGCCAAGAGCCAGGGCCUGAGGGCCGAGCCCAGGGAGGGCCGGGAUGGGGACGACCUCACCCUGCAGAGCUUCCUCCCUUAACGCCCCCGCCCGGCUCCGCCACCGAGCGCCCCCUGACCUCCGCAGCCUUCCCAGGCCCCCUCCGGCCGCGGCUGAGGGGAGCGGAGCCUGGGGAGCUGUAGGACAGGGCGGUUGCCCCCCAGGACGGGAAGCAGCUGAACUCCCACAGCCAAAGCAGGACCGGUGAGCGAGCCACCUUGCUCUCCCUCCUGCCUCCCUGGCUCACGCCUGGCCGGGCUCCCUCUCGGGCCUCCGCCACUGAGGUCUCGUCCCCGUGCACCAAGGAAGACCCAAAGUCUUCUGGUGGCUGUGGUCACCAUACAGGAAGGAGGCUCUGGGGGGAGAAGUGCCAGGUUCCUGAGGCCAUUCCUGGUCACCCCUG